CAACAAAAGGAAGUGAGGCUUUUGCGUACUGAAUAUUUCAGGUUUAUAAUAUCUAGAAUAAGCAUAUAAAUACGGAUUUAUUUGGUUUUGUUCGGCUCAAAAUCAGAAUUUGAACCAUCUCGACAGACAUUGACUAUUAAUGUGAAAAGUUUGUUCUGAAACAAUCUGAAGUUGUUAAGCUCUUCCCGGGGCCCUUUGGGGCCCAGGAAGACGAUGCAUCGUGGUGGGGAUAAGGACUUUCAGAUAUCAGCUCGGAAGAUGGGCACAUCCUUGCUUUUCCAGCUGUCGGCUCAUGAAAGAGAGUUGGAUCUGGUGUUUCUGGACCACAGCUAUGCCAAACCAUGGAACGCCCACCCAGAUGCCAGCAGUGCCCGGCCCACAAGGACGCUGUUUGUUACCCCUCGUCGCCAAACCGAAGCCUUGUCAGAUGCGGAUUCUCUGUUAGAUGUGGAGACCGUGACAUCGCCACCGGUUCCUCUCUAUGAUAAUCAGAAAGCUCUUAGUGUGAUGAAGGAGUGCGAGCGUCACGUUCUGUUUGCUCGCACGGUCGCUGAGAGUCCUCCACCCCCUGAUGACUGGGAGGAACAUGUAAACAAGACUGGAUGGUCAGUGGCCCAGAACAAACUGUUCAAUAAAGUCCUUAAAGCUCUACAAGCUGAAAGGCUGGCCCGGCUGGCCAAUGAAAAUGCGUCCAAUGAGCCAAUCUUGCGGAGAAUAGCCGUGGACAAGUGCGCCAGGAAGGUGCGACAUGCAUUAGCCAGCGUGAACUGGGAUAGCAAACUGACGCAGUGGUUACACACGACCAUGAUCGAAUCCUUAAGUCUCGCUAUGCUUGCUGCUUACCUGGAUGUGCUGCAGACUCUCAAAAGCAAGUUGCCGUUGCUGAUCGACAGAAUGUUGCUGACAACAGCAAAGACUGGCACUCCGAGUGCAGAGGCCCUGUCACUGCUCUUGAAACGUCCCUGGGACCCGGCUGUAGGAGUCCUGUCUCAAAACAAACCGAGCAAACUUCCUGGCUCGCCGCUCAUCUUAAUUGCACCAUCAAGCCCAACCAACCCCGCCCUCUCUACUUCAAGGCGAAUGAGAUUCUGGCAGUCGCAACUCUCGUGUUUGGGAAAGGUCAUUCCAGUGCACAGUCACGUGAACAGCGGAGCCAAUAUUGGCAUCACACAGUGCUUGGAGCACAUGCUGGGCACCGUCAGAGCCAAGGUCAUGGAGGUUCACAGUCACUUCCCCCACAAACCCAUUAUCUUGGUUGGCUGGAACGCUGGUGCUCUCAUCGCCUGUCAUGUAUCUCUUAUGGAGUAUCUGACCGCUGUCGUGUGUCUCGGCUUCCCCCUGCUUACAGUCAACGGACCAAGAGGGGAUGUGGAUGACCCGCUGCUGGACAUGAAGACCCCAGUGCUGUUUGUGGUCGGUCAGAAUGCUCUGCAGUGUAGCAUAGAGGGCAUGGAGGAGUUCAGAGAGAAGCUGAGGGCAGAUAACAGCAUGGUGGUGGUGGGAGGAUCAGACGACAACCUCAGAAUCAAUUCGGCAAAGAUGAAAUCAGAGGGACUAACGCAGACCAUGGUAGACCGGUGCGUUCAGGAUGAGAUAGCUGACUUCUUGUCAGGUGUUCUCACACGGGCGGAGGGCCACGGCCAUGGCUCAGGGGAGAUGAGGGACCUGGACACGGAGAAGAAGAAAAGGCCUCGGCGGGAGCUUCCCUUUGACAUGGAAAGAGGACGACCGUCCUCGCCUGCACUUAGAGUUCCCAUCUCACCUUCAGGUUCAGAGGAUCUGUCUAGCGUCUGUAGUAGUCCCACUUCAAGUCCAAAACCUAAGAUGUCUGGUCUCUCUCCAGCACAGAAGUCCAGUCUGAUUACAGCCACGCAGCUCCUCAAGACACACAUGCAACGCUCUGGCACAGUACUAACGCCUAAGCAGGCUCAAGCUCAGUUCGCUGCUUUUAUGAAACAAAACAUGCUUGUGAGGAAAAAUCUUCCUCCUGGCACCCCUCCUUGUAUUUUUGUGCCAGUGACCAGUGAUCAGGUGGAAGGCCUGGACCGAGAUGAACUGAGGUCCCAUGGCAGGAGGAGGCAGGCGCCGAGUCCCACGCCAAGCAAAGCCACCAAGAGAGCAAAGAUCAAGGUCACCAUUGUUUCCCAAAGCGAGUCAGCAGGGGGGGGCACCAUCAGCCCUGCUGCACAGGAAGUGGGUGUCUCCGGGAAGCCCUUAAGAGUGACAGUGGGACAGGCUGUGGCUGGAGCCAAGGAGCUCACUGGACUUCUCACAGGCCAGCGGUCUGGUAGUCUCUCAGAGGUAUCUGCUGCCCUGUCCCCAGGCUCCAGCUCAUUCAACAGCGUGCAACCUUGCAUGGUGUCAGGGUCCUCCACACCAGUCCAAGCGCAAGCUCCGGCUACUGCCGUAUCAGCGCCUUCCGCCAGCAGUCUACUACGAGGCCUAAGUUUCAAUCUUCAGGAGAUAAUCACCAAAGCUCCUAGCUUGGCCGCCACAUCAGCCAAUACAGGCAGCACCCAGGCGGUCUGUGGCAAGCUCCAGGGUCAGGUCCUGAGCGCCGUCUGUACCGGCAACAGUCCUCUGCUCCGUGCGUUGCCCGUGGUCACCACAGGGGGAGUGGCCAAAACCACCGCCAUCCACCAGUUGCUCACGAAUGGCGGGCUGGCCAAGCUUGCCAGCAGCUUGCCCGCCUUGGCGCACAUCAACAAUCAGACCGCCGGGCAGAAAGCCCCCACUUCCAUAACGGUGACCCUGCGUGGAGCACAGUCGAGUAGAGCGCGGUCUCUCUGCCCAGCUGCUGAGGUCGUAACGAUGGCUCACAACCUUGAGCCCAAGCAAUGAGAGGUGUCCAUCUGUGAAACUCCUGGUGUAAGCGGAUGCUGAGCCAGAGGCACCUGUGAGCUGCAGCCUGCUGAUGGAAGUGCCCCCUCCAUGCAAUGACACACACACACACACACACUCCACCCAACAACAUGCAUCACACCUGCCUCACAUCCUCCAGGGAGCUCCCCUGUGGAGAUGGUUGGAAAAGGCCAGGCAGGCAGUCCCUGUCGGCCGUGGCUGAGCCGAAAGGUACCGCGUUAGUAACACUGCGAUGGUGGUCAGCCAGUGAGAAAACAUCAUCACACGUUAUCCUCAAAGGGGGAAAUUGUUUGUAUCAUGUGAGGAUCAACUGCAACCUAUCUGGACUGAGAUGAUAUCGCUGCGAUUGAACGAUUGAAACUAAAAUGAUUUAGUGUAUAGUCUAAAUCCUUUCGUCAUGAAUUUAUUUGUAUCGUAUUUAUCAUCAGUUAUGUCACAAAUUGAUAUUUUGGAAUAUCUCCAUACUACAUUUGAAUGAUGGCUGUGGUUUCCAUAUUAUUUAUAUCUAAUUAUAUUCACACCAUUACAGGGUAAUAUUAUCAUAAUUGCUUUUUGUGUUGCGGUUUUCUUUCAAUGGGACAGACAACUUCACCAUAUAUAGCACUCACUUUAUAGCACAUAAAGCACUCCGAGACAAAUUUGUAAUUUGUGAAAUUGGGCUAUACAAAUAAAUUGAAUUGAAUAUAGGUCUGAAAUAUGUUAGUGAGAACUAAACUUCAAGGCUAAUUAAAUGUCAGUAGUGAUCAUUCUUAUUGGAUUGCAGAAGUUACGGUGUAUUGUCAAAAAUGCCUGGAGUUGACUGUGCGUCUUACUUUGAAUAACAUGCACUCAAGAAGCUGCAUUACAAGAAUGUCAAUCUGUAUUUACGAUAAACUGCAUGUGUUACAUUAGUUUCCACUAAACUACGGCAUAUGCCCCGUCUGCAUUGUGUCAACACUUCCCUGUAAAGACUUCAGGGAUUUCCCUGAAGACACUCAACUGUGUUCCAUGUUUGCGAAUCAAAAUAUUUGGCCCCGUGUGUUCAAUAUUUGUUUUGAGCAAGCUAAGCAACUCUUCUUAUUCAAAAUAUAAUGAAGGGGCCUGCUCUCAUGCAUGAUAGUUAUACUGCCGUGUUUACAGCAACAGCAUAAAUACAGCCCACUCAUCUCAGCUGACAUCCUGUCUUAGAUUCCACACACAGGCAGCAAGUCAGAUAAGAUAAAGUGAAGAGUGUGUCUCCUCCCUCUUACAUAAGGCAGGCGUUGUGUGUGAUGGGCAGAGACAGGGUAACUGAUGGCAGUCAGACAGAGCUGCUGGCAUAUCAUCAUCAUCAUCAUCAUUAGCAGCAGUUGAUACUCAAGAAAUUCAUCUGAGGUCUCUUCAUCCAGACUUCACCACAGUUCUGUUAUUUUAUAUAUGAAUGAGUUUGAUGAUUGCGAAAUCCAGGGAGACAUGUAUUGCUUCGUGAAUCAAUCUUUACAUAUUAUUAAGAAAUUGGCUAAAGAAUGAUACAUUAAGAAGAAGCAUAUAGGGAAAUCUCUUAAUUUAUUUUUUAUAAUUAUAUAGAUUACACGUUCAACACACGGUGGAUUGCCAGUUAUGUGUUGUUGCAAGUCGGAAGAGAAUGUUAUAUGAGGAUUGUCCUUGUGCAUUAAACUUGAACUGUGCCUUUACAAACAGGAACAACAUGUACAAUAGUAUAGAGUUCAUGUUUACACUGAGCGCGUGCAUCUGUUUACGCACAUGUUGAUAUGGAGGGUCUAAAACAUGCAAAAGAAAAGCAGGCAGUAUUGAAGGAGGACAACAAAUUGAAAAUACAUGUUAUUCAUUGUACAAAUUGAUACAUUAAUAAAACUACAACAUUUGCCAAACUGA
This is a messenger RNA of Pseudoliparis swirei, 4716 nucleotides long. It is a transcript of the gene kansl3, whose product is annotated as KAT8 regulatory NSL complex subunit 3. Bases 214 to 2841 code for a protein of 875 amino acids. Lineage: Eukaryota; Metazoa; Chordata; Actinopteri; Perciformes; Liparidae. Gene Ontology annotation, biological process: positive regulation of transcription by RNA polymerase II. Gene Ontology annotation, cellular component: NSL complex. The record is from RefSeq and is a predicted model, not a curated record. The transcript has 22 exons.